Ostreobium quekettii is the source of this 957-nucleotide messenger RNA. NCBI's taxonomy places the organism in Eukaryota, Viridiplantae, Chlorophyta, Ulvophyceae, Bryopsidales, Ostreobiaceae. The record is from the annotation of a GenBank genome assembly.
AUGUGGGGGCGCAGGCCCGGCGCCGGCCAGCCCGAGUGCCUUGAGGCCCUGACGCUGGACCAAGACGCGGAGUCGCUGGAGGCGCUGCGGCAGUGCGACAGCGUGGAGGACCUGCCGGAGGCCAUCGUGUCUGCCAGCAUCGUCGACCUGCUGGCGCGGCAGUGCCUGCGAAGCGCCGUGCGCCUGUCUGUCACGUCCAAGCUGCUGCACUCCCUUUUCAUCUGCGUCGUGACGGCCGACAGCGAGCUCAGCGACCAGCUCCUGGCCCGGCAGGAGGGCUUUGACAGCGGUGGGGCCUCGCACGACCCCCGGGCCUCGAAAAUAUGGAAAGCUGCAGGCCGCGUCGCUUGGGCGAUAGCGAGGGCCUCGUUCUCCUGCGGCACCCUUUUCCUGUGUUGCUGCGGGGCGCUGGUCGCGCUGUGCAUUUACCUCAUCUUGCCAAUUAUUCGGGGCAUAGUGUCCAAAUCUGCGGGGAUGCCCCUGGCGCCCUGGGUGUUUCUAAGUCUGGUGAUGGCAUACGUGGUGAGCCUCGUUUGGGUGGAGACGGGGGUUGCGGUGGGUAGGUUGCUCAGGCCCAGGGACAGGGACCUCAUAUCCAUGGUCAGGUGGUUCCUCUUGCUGCCCUUCAUGGAGACGGUGGCGCUGUUUGUCAUGUCGGCCUUUUGCAACCAAGCGUUGAUGGCCCAGGGGGACCACAGCUUUCUGGCGGGUUUUGUCGCUCCCCAGUUGCUGAUGUCGCUGACCAUGUAUGCGCAAUUCUUCGCGUUUCUCACAUGGGCAAGGGGGGCAGCCAUUCAGGACAUGCACAUGAGCGCCAGGGUGCGCGUGCUGCAUCUGUGCCACAUAGCGUCGCUCAUGAGUCUGGGGGCGUACGUUUUCUUCUACUACAGGAGGCUGCUGGGACAUGGCACGAGGCAGAUAGAUUGGACGGUGGGCGGUUCGUGGCGGCUGGGGUGA